Molecule: messenger RNA, 1911 nt
Organism: Triticum urartu
Lineage: Eukaryota; Viridiplantae; Streptophyta; Magnoliopsida; Poales; Poaceae
Source: RefSeq, a predicted model, not a curated record
CCACGCCCACGUACUAUCACGCACCACUUGCUUCGUCCAGAAGAAAGAGGGCCUCGAGACCCCCGCUCCUUCCUGAUGCACGCAACGUCUCAUCCCCUUCCCAAAAAUUUCGCUCCAUCUGGCGAUGCGCCCGCCGCUGCCCCCGUGCUGCUUUUCUCUCCUCUCCUUCAAGCGGAUCGGCUGAUGAGGCGCCGAGGUGGCGGAGCCGUGGAGGCGAGGUCGCAUGGGGAACAAGAUGUCGUUGAUAAAGGCGGCGCUGGCCUUCUUCCCGUUGGAGCCGGCGUCGUACGAGAUGGCAGCGGCCGAGGGGGUGAAGGUGGGGGAAUUUGAGGAGCAGCAAGCCAGGAGGUCUGACCCUCCCCUCAGCGACGGCUGGGUCAGGGUGGGGGCAGAAGCCCGUGGCGAGUUGGGCACCUGUAGGCGGAAGCAGCAGGGUUGGUGGAGGGGCGGAUGCGGACGGGCGGCAGUUGAGGGAGGAUGGCCGGCCGGAGCGAUAGGAGCAGUUCGGGAAUCCCAUCGCAUGAGGCUGCGCUCGUUUGUUUUUCUUUCGUUUGUUCCUGUCAUCCCCGCCCCUUGCGCCGGAGAGACGAACGAGGAGGUCGAAUAGUGCGUAGCGUCAUCUCUAUCGUCCUUAUCCAAUUACAAGCUCCUCUACCAGGUUGAGUUUGCUGACCGCCAUGGGUCAUGAGUGUGGCCACGAUGAAUCACAUGAGCAAGUUCAACUUCUCCAUGACUACAUCCAUCAGUUUUCCGGCUACUUUGCAUUCUUCAGAUAUGCAGUUUUGUUUUAUAUCUGCACAUCUCAUCUUGGCAUGAGUGUUUCCUAAAAAAAAAUCACUGCUGCUGCCUUAUCUUCAGUAUAUGGAUUUCUGCAGGUUUCAUUGGCCGAUGGCUUUUUGGGAUAUGUAUUGCUUGGUCGCAUGCUCAUCAAUUGUUGUCAAAGUGACAACCCUCAACUGGAUUUCUUAUCUUUGUCGUAUGUCAACAAAUUAAAUGAUGCAGAUGUAGAUAUAUAAAAGGUACUAGCAAAUUGACAUGUCGACAUGUGUCUCUUUCUUACUUCCACAUUGAUAAAUCAUGCCAACAGAACUAAAAUUUCGACUGUCCCUCUCGUUCAAUGCAACAAUUUGAGUUCUAGCAUACUAGAUUGACACCCAUUCAUCAUGCCAUCAAGUUCCUAAGGCAUUGUUCAAUAUUCAGUAAUAUUAAAAAUUGAUCUUAUAUUAUUUGUAUCUCCUCGGAGAUAAUCAUACCGUUUCAGUUUGAUGUUUAUUCGGUAAGCGAAGGUAUAUAUCUGUUCACCCUUCUAAGGUGUAGAAGGAGAUCAUAAUUUCGAAUUGUCCAGGAGUGUUUGGCAGAAAAUCUUCCAUUGCUUUGUUAUGGUACUGAACCUUGGUAUGUCUUGGUUCUUCUUUAGGAUUCACCUAUAUGAACGUGGUGAACAUCAUUGUUGAGAAGAAGACACAUUUAAGCUAUCAAUUCUAGAUCUCUAUUUUUUAGGCUAUGCAGCUGAUACUUUUCUUACUUUGCUAGCUUUACUAUUUGUAUCUCCAUGUUCAGGGCUGUGAUGUAUAUUCUUUCUUUUUCCAAUACACAUGAGUGAGCAUAUUUAAGUACAGUGAUGCUGAAUGGGAGACAUUUUUUCUUUCAUUCUGUUUGCAUGUUAUGUACUAUUUUUUCCCAAUGAAAUAUGUCAUCUUUUCUUCCUUAUAUUUGGCUUCAAACUGGUGCUGAACAGACCUGUGUCAUAACCUCAUAUGUGAUUAACUAACAUAUCCUUGGAUGUCUUAGUAAGCUCAAGGACUGUGGGAGCUGAACUAAUGAUUUUUACAGUGUCACAAUGAAGGUUUCGCUAAAGGUAGCGGGUGUUUCUGAACCUGUAAGUUCAUUUUGUUUUCUUUAGUUCUAUGU